This is a messenger RNA of Dipodomys ordii (Ord's kangaroo rat), 4693 nucleotides long. RefSeq names its product ATP-binding cassette, sub-family C (CFTR/MRP), member 6 (gene Abcc6). The record is from RefSeq and is a predicted model, not a curated record. Gene Ontology annotation, biological process: transmembrane transport. Lineage: Eukaryota; Metazoa; Chordata; Mammalia; Rodentia; Heteromyidae. Gene Ontology annotation, molecular function: ATP binding; ABC-type transporter activity; ATP hydrolysis activity. Gene Ontology annotation, cellular component: membrane.
AUGGUCCCGUCAGGGGAGCCCUGCACUGAGCUGGGGGUCUGGAACCAGACGGAGCCGGCGCCCACCGCCCACCGCCUGCUGAGCGCAUGCCUGCUGAGAGCGCUGGGGGUCUGGGCGCCGCCCCUGUACCUCUGGGUCCUCGGCCCCGCCCACCUCCUCCUCCUCCUCCGCCAGCGCCAGCCCAGCUACCUGCGCAUGUCACCCCUCUUCAAGGCCAAAAUGGUGCUGGGGUUCACCCUCAUCCUCUUGUGGGCAUUUAAUGUGGUUGUGCCGCUGUGGAAAACCCAAUGGGGAAGACCCCAGGCCCCGGAAUCCCUCAUCCACCCAACGGUGUGGCUGGCCACCGUGACCUUUGCCGUGUUCCUGAUUCACGUGGAGAGGAGGAAGGGAGUCCGGGCGUCCGGGGUGCUGUUUGGGUACUGGUUACUAUGUUGUCUCCUACCCAUCAUUGAUGCUGCCCAGAAUGCUUCAAGAGGGGACUUCCAGAGCGACCCCCUCCCCCACCUGGCCACCUACCUGUGCUUGUUGCUGGUGGGGGCAGAGUUCGCGCUGGCCUGCCUGGUGGACUGGCCCCCCUUCUUCCCGAAAGACCCCCAGCAACCGAAUCCCUGUCCUGAAGCCGGGGCUUCCUACCCCUCCAAGGCCCUGUUCUGGUGGGCUUCUGGAAAUCCUUCUAUUUCCCCCCUAGUGGAAAUGGGGGUGCCGGCGGUGCACGAGGGGGCUCGAAUUCCCAUGCCACCCUCUCUGCCGCCCCUGGCAGCCGCCACGGCCCCGCCACACCACCGCGUGUCUCCCUGGGGCUCCAGGAGGAGGGACGGCCAGGCUCGGGCCGCGCUGCCCGCUGGGGGCAGGGUGGGGAGUGGGGACCCCUCUGGGGUGACGGGCCUGGAGUGUGCCGCCGAGAAGUUUGAACGUGAAGGAGGCAGCCUCCCGGAGGCUCCGGAGACAGAGGCCCUCCUGCUGCGGGAGCGCGGCGGGCAGGGGCCGCUGCUCAGGGCCAUCUGGCGGGUGUUUCGCGGAACCUUCCUCCUGGGGACCCUCAGCCUGGUGCUCAGCGACUGCUUCAGGUUCACCAGCCCCAAGCUGCUCAGCCUGUUUCUGGAGUUCAUGAGUGACCCCGAGCCCCCGGCCUGGCAGGGCUCGCUCCUGGCCGCGCUCAUCCUCCUCUCCGCCUGCCUGCAGACGCUGUUUGAGCAGCGGUUCAUGUACUGCAUGAAGCUGCUACAGAUGCGGCUGCGCACGGCCAUCACAGGCCUGGUGUACAGGAAGGUGCUGGCCCUGUCCAGCGUCUCCAGGAAAGGCCGCUCGGUGGGGGACGUGGUGAACCUGGUGGCGGUGGACGUGCAGCGGCUGAGCGAGAGCGUCCUCUACCUGAACGGGCUGUGGCUGCCGCUGCUCUGGAUCGUGGUCUGCUUUGUCUACCUGUGGCAGCUCCUGGGACCCUCUGCCCUCACCGCCAUCGCUGUCUUCCUGAUCCUCCUACCCCUGAACUUCUUCAUCGCCAAGAAGCGCAGCCACCAUCAGGAGGAGCAGAUGAGGCAGAAGGACGCACGCGCGCGGCUCACCAGCGCCGUCCUGAGCACGGUGCGGACCAUCAAGGCGCACGGCUGGGAGGAGGCGCUGGCCGAGCGGCUGCUGCGCCUGCGCGCCCGCGAGCUGGGCGCCCUGCGCACGUCCGCGCUGCUCUUCUCCGUGUCCCUGGUGUCCUUCCAGCUCUCCACGUUUCUGGUGGCCCUGGCCGUGUUUGCCGUGCACACGCUGGUGGCCGAGGACAGCGCCAUGGACGCGGAGAAGGCCUUCGUGACCCUCACGGUGCUGGGCGUCCUCAACAAGGCCCAGGCCUUCCUGCCCUUCUCGGCCCACUGCAUCGUCCAGGCCCGCGUGUCCUUGGGCCGCCUGGCUGCCUUUCUCUGCCUGGAAGAGAUCGAGCCUCUCGCCGUCGACGCGAGUCCUCCCAAGAGCUCCGCCCGGAAGGACUGCAUCGUCGUACACAAUGGCAGCUUCACCUGGUCCCGGGAGAGCCCAGCCUGCCUGCACAGGAUCCACCUCUCCGUGCCCCAGGGCUGCCUGCUGGCUGUGGUGGGGGCUGUAGGGGCGGGGAAGUCCUCCCUGCUCUCUGGCCUCCUGGGGGAGCUGAAGAAGAUAGAUGGGUCGGUGAGCAUCAAGGGCCCCGUGGCGUACGUGCCCCAGGAGGCCUGGGUCCAGAGCACCUCUGUCCUAGAGAACGUGACCUUCGGGAAGGAGCUGGACCUGCCGUGGCUAGAGACGGUUCUAGAAGCCUGUGCCCUGGGGCCGGACCUGAGCAGGUUCCCGGAUGGAGUCCACACCUUGAUCGGGGAGCAGGGCAUGGACCUGUCAGGGGGCCAGAAGCAGCGGCUGAGCCUGGCCCGGGCUGUGUACAGGAAAGCCGCCGUGUACCUGCUCGAUGACCCCUUAGCCGCCCUGGAUGCCCACAUCAGCCAGCACGUCUUCACCCAGGUCAUCGGGCCCGGCGGGCUGCUUCAGGGAACCACCAGGGUGCUGGUGACCCACGCACUCCACGUCCUGCCCCAGGCUGAUCAGAUCGUGGUGCUGGCGGGCGGGGCCAUCGCAGAGAUGGGCUCCUAUAAGGAGCUUCUGCAGAGGAACGGCGCCCUGGUGGACUUGCUGGAUGGAGCCAGACAGCCUGGGGGCGGAGACGGCAGCGCGGGAGGACGAGAUACGGACCCCCCUGUGGCCAGUGCUGGUGACCCUGGAAGCUGCUCUAGAGUCCAGGGACCCGAGCACAGACCCGAGAGGUACACGUCAGCGCCCGCGGGGGUCAGCACCCACUCGGAAGGCCCAGCGGGGACCUGUCUAGAUGACCCGCAGGGGGCCAGGGGGCCGGGAGGAGAGGCCAGCACGCAGUAUGGACGGGUGAAGGCUGCCACCUUCCUGGCAUACCUGCGGGCCAUGGGCACGCCGCUGGGCCUCUACACCCUCUUCCUCUUCUUCAGCCAGCAAGUGGCCUCCUUCUGCCAGGGCUACUGGCUGAGUCUGUGGGCAGACGAUCCGGUGGUGGACGGGCGGCAGACGCAGGCCGCCUUGCGCGGCUCUGUCUUUGGGGUCCUCGGCUGUCUCCAAGCCAUCGGGCUGUUUGCCUCCAUGGCGGCCGUGCUCCUGGGAGGGAUCCGGGCUUAGGCUCUCUUCCGCUCGCUCCUUUGGGACGUGGUGCGUGCUCCCAUUGUCUUCUUCGAGCGGACGCCCCUCGGGCACCUUCUGAACCGCUUCUCCAAGGAGACGGACACGGUGGACGUGGACAUCCCAGACAAGCUCCGGUCCCUGCUCACGUUCGCCUUCGAGCUCCUGGAGGUCGGCCUGGCCGUGUCCAUGGCCACGCCGCUCGCCAUCGUGGCCAUCCUGCCUCUGAUGGUCCUCUAUGCAGGCUUCCAGAGCCUGUACGUGGCCACCGCGUGCCAGCUGCGGCGUCUGGAGUCGGCCAGCUACUCCUCCGUGUGCUCCCACCUGGCCGAGACGUUCCAGGGCAGCGCCGUGCUCCGGGCGUUCGGAGCCCAGGGCCCCUGCGUGGCGCGGAGCGACGCGCUCGUGGACGCGAACCAGAGGGUCAGUUUCCCACGACUGGUGGCUGACAGGUGGCUGGCGGCGAACCUCGAGUUCCUGGGGAAUGGUCUGGUGUUCGUGGCCGCCGUGUGUGCAGUGCUGGGCAAGGACCACCUCCGUGCCGGCCUGGUGGGCUUCUCCAUCUCCGCCGCCCUCCAGGUGACCCAGACACUGCAGUGGGUGGUUCGCAGCUGGACGGACCUGGAGAACAGCAUGGUGGCUGUGGAGCGUGUGCAGGAUUACGCCCGCACCCCCAAGGAGGCGCCCUGGAGGCUGCCCACGUGUGCGGCUGGGCACCCCUGGCCCAGUGAAGGGAGGAUCGAGUUCCGGGGCUUCGGGCUGAGACACCGCGCCGACCUCCCGCUGGCGGUGCAGGGCGUGACGCUGACCAUUGAGGCUGGGGAAAAGGUGGGCAUCGUGGGCAGGACGGGGGCCGGGAAGUCCUCGCUGGCCGGAGGCCUGCUGCGGCUCCAGGAGGCGGCGGAGGGCGGGGUGUGGAUCGACGGCGUCCCCAUCGCGCGCGUGGGGCUGCACACGCUGAGGCGCAGGAUCACCAUCAUCCCGCAGGACCCCAUCCUGCUCCCCGGCUCCCUGCGCGCGAACCUGGACCUGAGGCAGGAGCACACGGACGAGGCCCUCUGGGCGGCGCUGGAGACCGUGCAGCUCAAGGCCUUCGUGGCGGCGCUGCCCGGCCAGCUGCAGUACGAGUGUGCCGACAGGGGCGACGACCUGAGCGUGGGGCAGAAGCAGCUGCUGUGCCUGGCGCGCGCCCUGCUCCGGAAAACCCAGAUCCUCAUCCUGGAUGAGGCCACGGCGGCCGUGGACCUGGGCACCGAGCUGCGCAUGCAGGCAGCCCUCGGGCGCUGGUUCGCGCACUGCACGGUGCUGCUCAUCGCGCACCGCCUGCGCUCCGUGAUGGACUGCAGCAGGGUGCUGGUGAUGGACAAGGGGCAGGUGGUGGAGUGUGGCAGCCCGGCCCAGCUGCUGGCCCAGAAAGGCCUGUUCUACAGACUCGCCCAGGAGUCAGGGCUGGUUUGAGCCGAGCCUGGACAUGCCGGAGACCAGGCGGGUCCCGUGGGGGGUCACAAGUGGGCUCUUUUCUGGGCGGAAGAUG